AUGCAAAUCUACAAAGCGGUUGUCAUCGUGUUCCUGUGCGAAAUAGAUAUCGUUUUAUCAAAUGGCGAGGAGUGGCAGUUGCCGCUCAGUAUCGAAGAAGAGUCGAAUGGAGAACUGCAUCGUCCUCAUGAAUUGAACACGAAUCAAGUUUUACACAAACAUGAAAACACAUACGGAUUCGUAGAGCUGGGCUACCGAUAUCGAGCUGACCGGGAACGGCAACAAGUAAUCGACUUCACGAGAAGUGGCAUAAACAUACACCCUCAGUUCAGCGGUGGAUCGUUGAACAAUAUAGCCACAAUACGCUUGAAGCAUCCGGUGACGCUGAACCGAUAUGUGCAUCCGAUUCGUCUGCCACGAUUGUCCGACACUCGCACCUUCGAGAUGAUGGAGGGAACAGCACCUGGACGCCAAUACAAUGGAACGAUGCGCUAUUUGCGCAAUCAGAUAAUGUCGAACGAUGAUUGUCUCAUGAAUACGCAGUUUAUUUGCACGAAUGCUUACAUCGGUGGAGCGUUCUGCAAUCGUAUGUAUGGGGCAGGAUUGGUGGUAGAGGACGAAAAUGGGCCCAUACUGAUCGGUCUAACAAAUUUGAUCUACUCGUGCUCUCUAAACAAUUCCAUUUUGUACAUGCGUUUGUCACUUUUACGUGACUGGAUAGCGAACAGUUCCAAUUAUGUGUUUGAUUUUUAG
Anopheles arabiensis is the source of this 693-nucleotide messenger RNA. Its product is annotated as trypsin-1-like. Gene Ontology annotation, biological process: proteolysis. The transcript is spliced from 2 exons. NCBI's taxonomy places the organism in Eukaryota, Metazoa, Arthropoda, Insecta, Diptera, Culicidae. Gene Ontology annotation, molecular function: serine-type endopeptidase activity. The record is from RefSeq and is a predicted model, not a curated record. The coding region runs from base 1 to 693 and encodes 230 amino acids.